UUUUCAGCUGGAUGGCAACAGAUACAUGAAGUCCACGUGAAAAAGAGUCACUUCAAGCAUCUACUUUUUAGCUUAGGCAGCCCACCACUGUACCAGGUGCGAGCUGUAAAGCACCACAAGCAACCUUUACAUCACGAUAUUACCCGUACGUUUUCGUACAGAAUAUAUGACACGGAAGUGGUUUUAAAUGCACUGACAGAACAAGAGAUUGUAAGGAUCCAGACUUCGGCAGCAUUUAGGUAUGGUGCACAAGUCAAUUUUCAACGUUUCACAAGUACAGAGGAAGCAGUCGAGGCAGCCAAACAAAGAGCAUUUUCGCGCUUUACGACUCGUGUUCAAAGUGAGCAACAAACACCAACAAGCCGUUCGGAAAUUGUUGUAAAUGCUGGAGAAGGUAGAUCAACAAGAGAAUUGGAGUUAGUAUGGUGGCCUGAUGUGUUUCGAAAUUGCAGAGACUACGGAAAAUUAACAGUGCGUCUGUUUGUUUCAACGACAACGUUUAAACGCUAA
This is a messenger RNA of Porites lobata, 510 nucleotides long. Lineage: Eukaryota; Metazoa; Cnidaria; Anthozoa; Scleractinia; Poritidae. The record is from the annotation of a GenBank genome assembly.